Molecule: messenger RNA, 1600 nt
Organism: Dendrobium catenatum
Lineage: Eukaryota; Viridiplantae; Streptophyta; Magnoliopsida; Asparagales; Orchidaceae
Product: 30S ribosomal protein S1, chloroplastic
Exons: 7
Coding region: 103-1413 (436 amino acids)
Biological process (GO): translation
Cellular component (GO): chloroplast stroma
Molecular function (GO): mRNA binding; structural constituent of ribosome
Source: RefSeq, a predicted model, not a curated record
AAUUUCUUUGCAGCUCAGUCUACUUCUCUUUUACGACCAUAUAUUUCUUGGUUCUAUCCUUAACGUUUUCGCGCUUUAGUACAGCGAAUUGGAGGGAGAGUGAUGGCAGCGCUUGCCAGUCAGUUCUCCGGCCUAAGGUGCGCGCCGCUAUCAUCGUCUCCGCUGUCCAGGCCGGGCGCUGCCACUGGGCUGGCUUUAGCGUGGCCGGCGGUUGGGAGCUCGCUGGCUAGCGGCGGCGAAAUUGUCUGCGCGGCGAGGACAGGGGCACCGUUGGCUCUCACGCCCGUGCAAAAGGAGCGGGAGGCUCUUAAGAAGCUGUUCGAGGAGGCUUACGACAGGGCUCGUAUUGCGCCCUUGGAAGGCGUUGCCUUCACCCUCGAGGACUUCCACGCGGCCAUCGAGAAAUAUGAUUUCGAUUCUGAAAUCGGCUCCAAGGUUAAAGGAACAGUAUUUAUGACUGAAGCCAACGGAGCACUUGUUGAUAUUACAGCUAAAUCGUCAGCAUACCUACCCCUCCAAGAAGCUUGUAUUCUGAGAAUUAAGCAUGUAUCUGAGGCUGGCAUAUUUCCUGGAUUAACUGAAGAGUUUGUUGUUAUUGGGGAGAAUGCUGCAGAUGAUAGUUUGAUCUUGAGCUUGAGGUCCAUUCAGUAUGAUCUUGCCUGGGAGCGUUGUAGGCAACUUCAGGCUGAAGAUGUUGUUGUAAAGGGUAAGGUUGUUGGAGGAAAUAAAGGAGGUGUGGUGGUUAUUGUAGAAGGCCUUCGUGGGUUUGUGCCAUUCUCACAAAUAUCAACGAAAUCAACGGCAGAAGAACUUCUUGAUAAGGAGAUCCCUCUGAAAUUUGUGGAGCUUGAUGAGGAGCAGUCUAGACUAGUACUCAGCAAUCGGAAGGCAAUGGCAGACAAUCAAGCUCAGCUUGGAAUUGGAUCAGUGGUCCUGGGAACUGUUCAGAGUCUGAAGCCAUAUGGUGCCUUCAUUGAUAUUGGUGGAAUUAAUGGACUGCUCCAUGUUAGCCAGAUCAGUCAUGACCGUGUUUCUGACAUUUCAACCGUUCUCCAACCUGGUGACACCCUUAAGGUGAUGAUUUUGAGCCAUGAUCGUGAAAGAGGGCGAGUGAGUCUAUCGACAAAGAAGCUUGAACCAACACCUGGUGAUAUGAUUCGUAACCCGAAGCUUGUUUUUGAGAAGGCUGAUGAGAUGGCCCAAACCUUCAGGCAGAGGAUAGCACAAGCAGAGGCAAUGGCUCGAGCUGACAUGCUGAGGUUCCAACCUGAGAGUGGAUUGAGUCUGAGUUCUGAUGGCAUCCUCGGAUCCCUCUCUUCAGACUUGCCUGCAGAUGGUCUUCACUUGGAUGAUGUUCCUCCUGCAGAGGAUGUUGUUUCAUUUUCAGAAGCUAAUAGUGAUACGAAUGAGUAAAUAUUUUAUCAAAAUGAUUCCAUUGCAGGCGUUGUAUUAGCAUAUUCUUCAUAUCCUUUGUUGCUUCGCCUGUUUUCACCACAGAUUUCUUCCAUAUAUACCUUCUUGAAAACUGAUUUAUUCUCACAUUGGCCUUCAUUGUUGUUCUUUCUUUCAGUAAAUAUGAACGCUGCUUCCUUUUUCUAUC